AUGCUGGGCUUGCGCCAGCUUCCUGUCCUUGCGGGCACUGUCCUUUCACUUCUUGUUGUCCCGACCCUCGGCGUUGACACUUGCAGUACCGAUGCGUCUCGCUGGGACUACUGGUGGUACGGUAGCGGGCCACGCUAUCGAUGCGCUGAUCACAAUGUCUGCCAUCUGUCUCGCAUCGAUUCAAAGACCAUAGGCUGGUCCGUGACGGAAGGCGGCUCUCUGACCUUCAACCUGGCCAAGUCAGCGGCGCUCGGGUUCCAGAGCGGCUACACCUGGAGCGAGAGCACCACGACCGGCACCACGUACGGCGUGGACUAA
Molecule: messenger RNA, 318 nt
Organism: Akanthomyces muscarius
Lineage: Eukaryota; Fungi; Ascomycota; Sordariomycetes; Hypocreales; Cordycipitaceae
Exons: 1
Coding region: 1-318 (105 amino acids)
Source: RefSeq, a predicted model, not a curated record